Fraxinus pennsylvanica is the source of this 834-nucleotide messenger RNA. The record is from the annotation of a GenBank genome assembly. NCBI's taxonomy places the organism in Eukaryota, Viridiplantae, Streptophyta, Magnoliopsida, Lamiales, Oleaceae.
AUGGAUAGAAUCAUGAAUAUUAGCAAAUAUAUGUGCGAUGAUGCAAUAUCAUAUGGAUCCUUAGAAUCACGGCACCCAAUAGAAUCUUGCGCAUUCCAGUUGCAGAACUGGAGACCCUUUCAGCUUCCAACCGGCAAAACCCUAGAAUCUGAUUCUGUUAAACCCUACUGCGGUACCGGUUAUACUGGGCCUCAAGGCAAACGACCCUGCCGCUCUGACCGAACUACGUCGUUUUCCAUUGGUGCCAUCCUUGACAUGUUGAAGCUCAGCCUUUUUGACGACGAUAGGCCACUUACGGUAGCUGAUAAGCGGUGGUUUGCUCGGAAGCGUCGUCGUAGGGGGUCGAGGUCUCUGUCUGGGAGAAGCAGCGAUCGGAGCGGGACUCGCCGGCGUUGUUGCUCGGUGGGGACAUCGAGGGCUUAUGGAACUGCUUCGGAUUAUCCUAUGGUGGCGGGAGGGACGGAUUCGAGUGGAGAGCUGUUUUUGAACGGUGGAGGGGAUGCGAAUUGGGCAUCUGAUGUGAGUGAGGCAGCAAGGAAUCCGAGGAGAGAAAGGGAGAGCAAUGGGAGUGGCGAGAGGGAGAAUCUGAGUAGUGGGUGCGGCCAAUUAGGUCAGUCUGAUAGCCAGGGGAACGAGUCUGGAUACGGGAGUGAGCCAGGGUAUCGGGGUGAUGUGGAGCUUGGAUAUGGCGAUGAAAUUGACGAGGAAGAAGAUGAUUUGAGGGCCUUGUUUUGGGGUGAAGAAUUUGGAGAAUCUGGCUCGAAAACGGAGAGGGUUAGUCAGAACUCAUUGCAGAAAGCCCAUCACCGGUGUCGGCGCAAGAAACAAACUUGA